AUGGCGUCGCCAGUCGAGCACCCGCCACAGCCUGCCGGCGGGAAGCGCAAAGGAAAAGCCGUGUACGGGCAGGCCAAGCGGGCUCGGCGCUGGGACGCCGGCGGGCCCCGGCAGCUGGAGCCUGGACUACAGGGCAUACUCAUCACUUGCAACAUGAACGAGCGCAAAUGCGUGGAGGAGGCCUACAGCCUGCUUAACGAAUACGGCGACGACCUGUACGGGCCGGAAAAGUUUACAGACAAGAAUCAGCAGCUCUCUGGAAAUGAGGGAGAAGACGAUGACGUGGAGGCCGCACUGAAGAAAGAAGUUGAUGACAUCAGGGCCUCUACAGAGAUGAGGUUAAGAAGAUUCCAGUCCAUGGAGAGUGGAGCAAAUAAUGUAGUCUUCAUCCGAACACUUGGGAUAGAGCCUGAGAAAUUGGUGCAUCACAUUCUUCAGGAUAUGUACAAAACCAAGAAGAAGAAGACUCGGGUUAUUCUACGAAUGUUACCCAUCUCGGGCACGUGCAAAGCUUUCUUAGAGGAAAUGAAAAAAUAUGCAGAAACAUUUUUGGAACCUUGGUUUAAAGCACCAAAUAAAGGGACAUUUCAGAUUGUAUAUAAAUCUCGAAACAACAGUCACAUGAAUAGAGAAGAAGUUAUCAAAGAAUUGGCAGGAAUAGUAGGCAACCUCAAUUCAGAAAAUAAAGUGGAUCUUACCAAUCCACAGUACACGGUGGUAGUAGAAAUCAUCAAAGCUGUCUGUUGCCUGAGUGUUGUGAAAGAUUACAUGUUGUUCAGAAAGUAUAAUCUUCAGGAGGUUGUGAAGAGUGCUAAGGACUUGCCACUGUUGAACCCAAAGCAGGCAACACAUGCAGGAAAUGGGAAAGAAGCUGAAUUGGAAGCUGGUGACAAAUCACAUCCCAGUGACCCAGCAGAAGGAAAACAUGACCAGCAGGAGGUACCAGAGAAUCGUGAGGAGGUGGAGACACAGGUAGAGACUGGAGAAGGAACUAAACCUGAACUUGAAAGUCAAGUGCCCGGCGAAGCCAAGUCAACUGAAAAUGACCUCACAUAG
Chrysochloris asiatica (Cape golden mole) is the source of this 1056-nucleotide messenger RNA. It is a transcript of the gene THUMPD1, whose product is annotated as THUMP domain containing 1. The transcript is spliced from 4 exons. The record is from RefSeq and is a predicted model, not a curated record. Gene Ontology annotation, molecular function: RNA binding. Gene Ontology annotation, biological process: tRNA modification. NCBI's taxonomy places the organism in Eukaryota, Metazoa, Chordata, Mammalia, Afrosoricida, Chrysochloridae. Bases 1 to 1056 code for a protein of 351 amino acids.